CGAUCCUAAGUUUUCCGAAGCAUAGUGAUAAUCGAGAGCAGAUUUAGCCAAAUCAGUGGGGUCGAUUGACCCAUAGUAGUUUUACGUUGACGCCUCGACAAGGUUACUAUACUUCACCAGACUGACAGUGAAGGAUUUAGAGAGGUCGAGAGUCAGGAACAACUUGCGGAGGAGGAAGUUGUAAUUUAAAGCCGCCUCAUAUUCACUAUAUUCUGAUAUAUAUUGAAUAGCCCUACAAGCCUUAAUUGGUUCAUCAUUCCGAAUAAUCACACAACUAUUUUCACCAAUAUUUAUCAAAAGUAAGAGCCAUGUCGUUGACUUCUGGUAGGUGUUGACGUCAAAUUGAAGAUAUUUUGAAUAUUGAAGUUCUACGAGACAUAAGGCGGUGUCAGGAUGGCAAAGCAUAACCAGGAAAGUGGUCGACUUCUUUCGAUAUUCGUCUGGACAUUUGUGUUACUUCAAAUGUUCAUAGGAACCCUUGGAGGGGGACCCUAUCCGCCGGAGGACCGGGAGCUCUGCCAGCAGAACGAGGUGGAUGCCUGCAGAAGACUAGGCUUCCGCAACAUCUCUAUGAGCAACAUAUUCGGCUGGACGGCAGCUCAGGUCGAGAUCGUAGAGGAGGUUGAACGCCUGAUGCCUCUGGUGGAAACAGGGUGUUCCCGGGACCUCCUUGCCCUCAUCUGUGGGGCCUACCUACCAGCAUGCGACUAUCAAACAGGGGAGAGAAUGCCCCCCUGCAAAGACACAUGCAGGAAGAUCAUCAACCAGAAGUGCAAGGGUCAGAUGAAGCGCAUGGGCUUCAAGUCAGAGGAAGUCUUCGGAUGCAGAAACUACCCUUCCAGGAGAGAGGAAAAGAAAUGCCUGACUGAUCUCAGCACCUACAGAGAACAAGAGACCACCACUUCAACUACCUUCACCACCACCAACACCACCACCAACACCACCACCAAUACCACCACACCCGUCAUGAACACAACCAGCACCGAAUCCACACCCAGGCCGGAGGAACCAUACGUCCCUUCCGUCAUCUUCACCGUGGAGCGAUCCGCGUCGAACGAUGGCUGGGUGCUGGUCAAGGACCCGAAACCCAACCUCAGUCCGGAGGUCACAGGCUUUGACGUCAUCUACUAUAACGACCGGGGAGAUGACGGCGGUGAGGGCGUGAUUGCUGGUGAGGAUCAGCUCCAUCUUGAUUUGACCUCAGAUGCGGCUUACACGGUUCUGACCCGAGCCUUCAACCAGACGGAUGUUGGUGCUUUUGAAGAUGCCCGCAUGGAACCUUAUAUUCACCCCCAUUGUGAAGAGAUUACGUACUCUACACUUCGCAGUCUGUGCAGCAAUGUGAAUUACCGCCACGUGCAGUAUUCCAGCGGGUCAGGUUUCGCAUCUCAGGCGGCUGCGGCCAGCAUCAUCGCACCAGUGGAGAAGAUACUGAGGAACCGGGAUACAGAGUGCGCUGGAUAUAUGAAGCAAUUCUUAUGCACGGUGUACGCACCGCCUUGUACCAGACUGGGGCCUGAAGUAGGUAAGAAUCAGAUGUAA
Messenger RNA from Strongylocentrotus purpuratus (purple sea urchin), 1542 nucleotides. RefSeq lists its product as uncharacterized. Gene Ontology annotation, molecular function: Wnt receptor activity; Wnt-protein binding. Lineage: Eukaryota; Metazoa; Echinodermata; Echinoidea; Camarodonta; Strongylocentrotidae. The record is from RefSeq and is a predicted model, not a curated record. The transcript is spliced from 4 exons. Gene Ontology annotation, biological process: canonical Wnt signaling pathway; non-canonical Wnt signaling pathway. Gene Ontology annotation, cellular component: plasma membrane. Bases 394 to 1542 code for a protein of 382 amino acids.